This is a messenger RNA of Scedosporium apiospermum, 1224 nucleotides long. RefSeq lists its product as uncharacterized. The transcript is spliced from 4 exons. The coding region runs from base 1 to 1224 and encodes 407 amino acids. The record is from RefSeq and is a predicted model, not a curated record. NCBI's taxonomy places the organism in Eukaryota, Fungi, Ascomycota, Sordariomycetes, Microascales, Microascaceae.
AUGCCUCUGAAGAGGCAUUUCAGUGACCGUUUCUACGAAGAAGGGAAGAAAGUUCACGGGCCUAUCAAAGCUCUGAACCCGACGACUGCGUACUUUCCCAUCGAGCAUGUACGACCACCUCCCGAGGAAGUUGCAGCACGCCUGCCGGCUGCCUGGUAUGUCUGGAGGAGUCGAGACAACAGAAAAGGGAGGCAUGCGGCGGUUGUGCAUAAGGAAAACUUGGAGACGGGGAAAAUCCAGACGGUGCCGGUGACGAAUACGUGGAAGGGGGCUUUGAGGGGCAUUUGGAAGAUGGUGGUGAGAUACCCGGUCUGGGAUGUCUCGUACGAUGUUGCCGUUGUAUUCACCUUAGGAUCUGUCAUUUGGUGCUUCAAUGGCUCCUUCGUGUGGCUGCCGCUGGUGGCGCCGUCUUCAGAAUUCAAGAACGAAGUUCGAUGGGGAGGCGGCCUGACGGGAUUUAUCGGAGCAACCGUCUUCGAGCUAGGGUCUGUCCUGCUCAUGCUCGAGGCUGUAAACGAGAAUCGUACAGAUUGCUUUGGAUGGGCACUUGAACGUUCAAUAUCGAACCAACACCUGCGCCUGUCGACAGCGCCGGGGCACGCCUGUCGCCACCAUCACUUCUCAAGGCGUUCCUUUUUGAAGGCUCCUUCGAUCGCCUCUGAUGGAAAGACGACAGACGAUGACGGAGAUUCGACUUCGGAGAGGCUGUGGAACUGGUGGCCGACCUGGGAAGAGCUGAGGACGCAUUACUUUAGGGAGAUUGGCUUCCUGGCGUGCUUCUUUCAGUUUUGGGGCGCGACUAUCUUCUGGAUAGCGGGGAUCUGCGGACUACCUCCAAUCUCUGACCAGCUUACUGGGAGGUUGCUCGAUGGCGUUUAUUGGGUCCCCCAGGUCAUUGGCGGUAGUGGCUUCAUAAUAUCUAGCUGGCUUUUCAUGCUGGAGGUCCAGACAAAGUGGUAUCUCCCGAACCUCUCUUCUCUCGGCUGGCAUAUGGGCGUAUGGAACCUCGUUGGGGCUCUGGGUUUCACUCUCUGUGGCGCGCUUGGGUUUGCCGCCGAAAAGCCUGCCUUCGCGUACGCAUCUACACUAUCAACAUUUAUCGGCUCGUGGGCUUUCUUGAUCGGAAGCCUUGUACAGUGGUAUGAGAGCUUGAGCAAGUAUCCAAUAUCGACGGCUGAGAACGUCCCCAAGAUGAUGAAUGGAGUGUCUUCUCCGCCAGCAUGA